AUGGAUAGCGGCUUAUUCCGUCUCAACAAGCGCAUGAAUCAGGAAACAGGCGGCCAAAUUUUCGGAGCACCUACGACCAUGGGAAAAGAAAACCAGGUCUUGGCCCUCGAAGAGCCGGCACUUCAAGCUCGCACGAAUGCUCAUAUUCACAAGAUGAUCAAGAUCAACUUUGUCAAAAUCAUCCUUUUCCCAUACCACGUCAUCCGCCAAGCACGCAGGGAUUAUGACCAUGGGCGCUCAUCUCGCAAAGCACAACAAUCCAGAGCGAAGGAAGCUCAAGAGAGUCGUCCACAGAGUCUGGAAGGGGAUAAGGCGACCAUUCCCACUUCACAGGACAAAGCGACUACUCCCCCUUCCACGAACAAAACAUCUACUACCCCUCCCCAGGACAAAGCGACUGCUCCCCCUUCACAGGAUAAAGCGACUACUCCUCCUUCACAGGUCCCGAUACCAAACAAGAGCUCGAAUACCACCGAAGAGUGCCCGCGUCCCAAGCAACAACCAAAGGUCAGAACAUCAUACCCCAAAGGGUGUUGGAACUAUCGUCAUGGCAAAGAGUAUCCAUGGAGCAUCGAGCGUGUGGUGCAACAGAACCCCGAUUGGCGUGGUACAUGGGUGUUGGAGGCUAAAGACAUGUGGUCAAUAGACUGGCAACAGGGCUUAACACCACAAGGGAAGCGGCAACCUCAACCCCAUUGGCCCUUUGCGGUGCCUUAUGAGACAGGAUCGGACGAACUUCUGGAAAUGCUACGGAGGCCUUCACGGGCGAGGGACUGUUGA
Molecule: messenger RNA, 780 nt
Organism: Thyridium curvatum
Lineage: Eukaryota; Fungi; Ascomycota; Sordariomycetes; Thyridiales; Thyridiaceae
Exons: 1
Coding region: 1-780 (259 amino acids)
Source: RefSeq, a predicted model, not a curated record